Pleurotus ostreatus (oyster mushroom) is the source of this 1200-nucleotide messenger RNA. RefSeq lists its product as uncharacterized. NCBI's taxonomy places the organism in Eukaryota, Fungi, Basidiomycota, Agaricomycetes, Agaricales, Pleurotaceae. The coding region runs from base 1 to 1200 and encodes 399 amino acids. The record is from RefSeq and is a predicted model, not a curated record. The transcript has a single exon. Gene Ontology annotation, molecular function: protein binding.
AUGUGUCUAACUCCUCGUCUCCCCGUCGAGAUAUUGAACGACAUCUUCACACGCGUGAACGACACGUCUACCAUUCUUUCCGUACUUCAGUCCUCUCGCGCUUUCCGUGUCAUUGCGGAACAGAUACUAUACAAAGAGGUCGUUCUCGAGCUUGUCCCAGACGAGGACUCGACGUUCUACCAGUUCUCCCAACAUAUCUGUGAACGCCGUGCAAGAUUCGUGAAGCACCUUACCAUCGACGUAGUCCAUCAUAAAUAUUAUGACCCUCCCAAGAUGGACCACUACGACGAUAUCGCGUCCCUCAUCCUCAAGCUAAACCCCAGAUUGUCCUCCUUUCGCUUAGUCGAUCCACUGUUUACGAAGAUGCCGCGUCUCCUUGAUAUCGACGCGCCUGUCUUACCUUUGAACCUGAAGAAGCUUUGUCUUUCCACUUCUCCGCUGGACAUCGAGGAAUUUGCGGCCUUCUUGUCGCAACGCGCCGACUCUCUCGAACACCUCGAGAUCUCGCCCUGGAACGACUACAGCCCCACUCCACUUCACUUCAACCUGGCAAAGGGCGCACUGCCUUCCCUGCGCAUCCUCAGCGCGCGUUCGCUCGAUCUGAUCUUCCAAAAUAUUGAGGGAGCGCGUAACCUCACGCACCUUAAGCUGGCGCCUAGUCUGGGUGAUGACACCGACGUUCUCCUCGCUCGGUUCUUCCAUUACGCGAAACAUCUCGACAAUGUCCAGACAUUCUCCUGUUCGUUCUUCCAUGCGGGGGUGUUCAAGUUAGCGGGGAUGAUGCCCAAGCUCGAACGUCUAGACAUCAACUUGCUCCUCAACCUGGAUAUUGACUGCCUCACGGAUGAGAACCCGGGGAUGUACCACGAAGUCGCGGAGGAUGCAAAGCUGCCGACGCUGAAGAUGCUGCGGGUAACAUCAGGAGCGAAGGCGCACUCAGAUGCCUUCGUUCCUUGGGUGUUCAUGCGCUUUCCCGGCCUCCGCUCCCUCGAGGUACCGUGUAUCUCUGCUGACCACGAUGGCGAUGUGGCCGUGGAUGCGUUAUACCGGUUUAGAAGUGCGACGGACAUGCCGAGUAUCGUUCGUUGGGAAUGUAGGCAGCACGAUGAAUGGUUCCAACACUGGGAUGCAGGCGUAAAUGUUCUCGUGGAGACUGCUUCAGAGGAAGAAUAUAUUGGGCGAAGCAGGCCGUAUUUUUGA